This is a messenger RNA of Haemonchus placei, 1437 nucleotides long. The record is from the annotation of a GenBank genome assembly. Lineage: Eukaryota; Metazoa; Nematoda; Chromadorea; Rhabditida; Trichostrongylidae.
AUGUGGAACCUUUACGAAACUUCCCCAGAACACAGCUGGGAUUCCAACUACCAAGCGAUUAUUUUCACCUCACCUCUACCUAAGGAGUUACAAAGAAUUCUGUUAGACGGAGACGAUUUUCAGGAAUCUCUGAUGGACUCAAUCCGAGCUACCCAGCACCAUUCCAAUCCGAACAAUGUCAUUGCUUUCUGCGAUAACUCCAGUGCGAUUCGUGGAUUCGACGACGUUCCGGUUCUUGUCCCAGCAGAUCCGACGACGACAGGUCCUAUGAAAGUCCAACGCCUUCUUCGUCAUCUGACCUACUCAGCAGAGACUCAUAACUUUCCGACGGCUGUAUGUCCUUUCCAGGGAGCGACAACAGGCACUGGUGGACGUAUUCGUGACACACAUGCGACUGGAAGAGGAUCGUAUGAGAUUGCUGGCAUUGCCGGAUACUCGUUUGGGAAUCUACACCUCCCAGACUACCACAUGCCAUGGGAAGAAACCGGUGACAAGUUCCCGUAUGCGUUCAGUCAUCCACGGAAUGUGAUCAUAGAAGCAUCAAAUGGAGCGUCUGAUUACGGUAACAAAUUCGGUGAGCCCGUUGUCUGUGGAUUUGCGAGAUCCUUCGGUCAACGUCUAUUGAAUGGUGAACGAUGUGAAUAUGUGAAGCCGAUCAUGUUUUCUGGUGGAAUAGGAGCGAUCGAUGAUAACCAAACAAAAAAAGAGAGAUGUCAUGGUGGCAUGCUUCUGGCGAAAAUCGGUGGUCCAGUGUAUCGAGUAGGAGUUGGUGGCGGUGCCGCUUCUUCGCAGUCGGUCCAAGGCUCACGUGAGUCCACGCUUGACUUCUGCGCCGUGCAACGUGGUGACGCCGAAAUGGGCCAGAAACUGCAUCGCAUAGUACGAGCUUGUGCCGAAUUGGGCACGUCAAAUCCCAUUCUUUCAAUCCAUGAUCAGGGAGCUGGUGGGAACGGUAACGUCCUGAAGGAAUUGGUUGAAGGUGGAGGAGCCAUUAUCAGUGCCGAUAGCUUCGAACUCGGUGAUGAGACUAUUUCGGCACGUGAACUGUGGACCGCUGAGUACCAGGAGAACGACGCUUGUCUAGUUGAUGCAAAUGGAAUAGAAAAAAUGAUGGCAAUUUCCCGCCGCGAAAAGUGUACGGUAUCCGUUGUGGGAACGGUAACGGAUGUGAAACGGGUAUUUCAUCUCAACUCGAAGCCUAUAUCUCUGAGGCAACUGGAGCUCCCUGCAGAUCUCACCGUUAGACAGGCUCUGGAAAUGGUACUUCGAUUGCCGUCUGUAGCUAGUAAAAGGUAUCUCACCUGCAAAGUGGAUCGGUCAGUAACUGGUUUGGUGGCUCGUCAGCAAUGUGUCGGACCACUUCAUACUCCUCUAGCUGAUGUAGCCGUCGUUGCUCUCUCCUAUUUCGACAAGGUACGUGAGACACUUAUUUUGUAA